GAAAAGAUACAACUAAAACAUUAAGAUUGAAAUUAAAUUUUAAUUUGUGAAGAGAGAAGAUGAGAGUAGAGUAGGUGCUUCUACUCCUGUAGCUUGAGACACCAAAUCACUAUAAAUCCAUUAAAUCAACUCCUAAUGUAUCAUAUUCAUAUUGUGAUGCCUCGACUGGCGACCAAUGCUAUCUUUGUAGUACCCUUAGCUUUAGCACUUGUACUUUGCUUCCCUCCGGCCACCUUCGCCGGAGUUCUCUACCCACAAUUCUAUGACUUCUCAUGCCCACAAGCCAAAGAUAUCGUUAACUCGGUUGUUUCAAAGGCGGUUGCAAAAGAUGCUCGUAUGGCCGCCUCUUUACUUCGUCUGCAUUUUCAUGAUUGCUUUGUUAAGGGUUGUGAUGGAUCAAUACUAUUAGAUAGCAGUGGAACAAUAAGCAGUGAGAAGAGAUCGGUCCCUAAUCGUGAUUCGAUUAGAGGAUUCGAAGUCGUUGACGAGAUUAAAUCUGCCCUUGAGAAAGCGUGCCCACAGACUGUUUCUUGCGCUGAUAUCUUGGCUUUGGCCGCUAGGGAUUCGACUGUUUUGACGGGUGGGCCAAGUUGGGAUGUCCCAUUGGGAAGAAGGGACUCACUAGGUGCAAGCUUGAGCGGCUCGAACCAGAACAUACCAGCCCCAAACAACACCUUCCAAACAAUCCUCACCAAAUUCAAGCUCAAGGGUCUCCACAUUAUCGAUUUCGUAGCACUUUCAGGAAGUCACACAAUCGGAAACGCUAGGUGCACCAGCUUCCGGCAAAGACUGUACAACAACUCCGGCAACGGGCAACCGGAUUUCUCGUUAGAACAAUCGUAUGCUGCCCGACUUCGUGUAAACUGCCCGAGAUCCGGUGGUGAUCAGAACUUGUUCGCCAUGGAUCCUGAAUCGCCGAGAAAGUUUGAUAAUGGGUAUUAUAAGAAUUUGAUUGGUUUGAAAGGGUUGUUGAGCUCAGAUGAGAUGCUGUAUACGCAGAAUCAAGAGACGAUGGAGUUGGUGAGACGUUAUGCGGCGACUCAAGAUGAGUUUUUUGAUCAGUUUGCGAAGUCGAUGAUUAAGAUGGGGGAUAUAGCUCCAUUGACGGGUAACCAUGGAGAGAUUAGAAGGAAUUGUAGGAGGAUUAAUGGUUGAUUGAAUGAUUGAAUCGUGAUUUGUGUGUUUGUAAUUUGUAAAUGUGUUCGAUUUUUUUUUUUUUUUGUUUUUUGUUUUUUUUUGAAGUGGAUUGAAGAUUUGAUUGUGUUUGUAUAUUGUAACACCAUGAUUUCCGAUGACCUCUAGAACUUUGAUUUGCUGGAGGAUCACCAUUCACCAACAAUAUGAAGUGCAUAUAUACAAAUGACCAUUUCUGCAAAUU
Lactuca sativa (garden lettuce) is the source of this 1378-nucleotide messenger RNA. Its product is annotated as peroxidase 72. Gene Ontology annotation, molecular function: heme binding; peroxidase activity. The record is from RefSeq and is a predicted model, not a curated record. Gene Ontology annotation, biological process: response to oxidative stress; hydrogen peroxide catabolic process. NCBI's taxonomy places the organism in Eukaryota, Viridiplantae, Streptophyta, Magnoliopsida, Asterales, Asteraceae.